Messenger RNA from Scatophagus argus, 3178 nucleotides. It is a transcript of the gene rab35b, whose product is annotated as RAB35, member RAS oncogene family b. Gene Ontology annotation, biological process: endocytic recycling. The transcript is spliced from 6 exons. The coding region runs from base 289 to 894 and encodes 201 amino acids. Gene Ontology annotation, cellular component: endosome membrane; plasma membrane. Gene Ontology annotation, molecular function: GTPase activity; GTP binding. The record is from RefSeq and is a predicted model, not a curated record. Lineage: Eukaryota; Metazoa; Chordata; Actinopteri; Scatophagidae.
GGAGCCUGCGCAGUGAGGCCGGGUCAGAGUUGGGUGCAGCUCCACCAGAGAAGGAAGCGGAGUUUCCGGCUGUUUGCAGCGGAGGGAGAGGAUUGCUGACGCCGCGAAACCCCGAGAAAAACGCCGCCGGCUCGGGGGGGGCUAACUGUUUCUAGCAUCGGUAGUGGUCGUUUUCUUUCAUAUCGGGGGGACUGGGGGCUGGUGAUUUUUUUGUACGAGCCAAGGGGGUCGGACAGCAAACCGAGCAGAGAAGCGGCGCGAGGUGGGGGUGAGCCACCAACUACCGGCAUGGCCAGGGACUACGAUUACCUCUUCAAGCUGCUCAUCAUCGGUGACAGUGGAGUGGGGAAGAGCAGUCUCCUCCUGCGAUUUGCAGAUAACACAUUUUCAGGUAGCUAUAUCACCACGAUCGGUGUCGACUUUAAGAUCCGAACGGUGGAAAUCAAUGGGGAGAAGGUGAAGCUACAGAUCUGGGAUACAGCAGGGCAGGAGCGCUUCCGCACCAUCACCUCCACAUACUACAGGGGAACACAUGGGGUCAUAGUGGUAUAUGACGUUACGAGUGCCGAGUCCUUCGUCAACGUCAAACGAUGGUUACAUGAAAUCAACCAGAACUGUGACGAUGUGUGCCGAAUAUUGGUGGGAAACAAAAACGACGACCCCAACUCCAAGGUGGUCGAGACGACUGAUGCGCAGAAGUUUGCAGAGCAGAUGGGAAUCAGCCUGUUUGAGACGAGUGCAAAAGAGAACAUCAAUGUUGAAGAGAUGUUCAACUGCAUCACAGAGCUAGUGCUAAGAGCCAAGAAGGAGGUGCUAGCCAAGCAGCAGCAGCAGCAACAGAACGACGUGGUCAAACUCACCAGAAACAGUAAACGAAAGAAAAAGUGCUGCUAGCAAACUCGAAGCCAUCCACAAAGGGCCGGCUGCGUCUUUUCUUCACACAUGCAUACACACAAGAUGGGACUCAGUGCAUCUAAAUUAAAGAGCAGAUAAAGAUUUAAUAAAUAUACAGUGAAAGAUAAAAAAAAAAAUAAAUGGAAAAAAUGUCCCUUUUGGACAAAUUAAUCAAGAAGACUUAAAAAAUGUACAGAUUUUAUUAGACGUCAGAUCAAGUUUUAUUUGGAAUUCAGCAGAUGGGCACUAUUGACCUGAGGUCCUCCUUUCUUUAUGGAUCUGCAAGCUGACAGCUGACCGCCAUAAUGCUCCAAUUUAUAUCCGCAUAAUCCCCAUAUUCUUUCAUCAGUAGCUCAUCUCUCCUUCUCAUUUCACUGCACACAGGACAUUCAGAGUCGAGUCAGACUCUGCGCCUGCAGAGAAGGAACGUUCACCUUGGAUUUAUUUGUUUCUCUCUAGUUUGGGGCGGGGUGGGAGAUUGGGUCGUAUGGUUGGUUGGGAGUAUGGGGUGUUCAUUUUUUUGGUUUUUUGAAACGGGGCGUCUGAGUAAGAGUGGAGGUCUCACCACCUCUACACUUUCCACAUUUCAGACACCUGUGUUACCACAGCUCACGCCAAGAGAUCAUGAACUGUUAGGGUUUGUUUUAUUUGACUUGAUUUGGGGAGGGGAGGGGGAUCACAUGAUGAUGAUGAUGAUGAUGAUGAUGAUUGGUAGAUGACAUUUAGCAACUAAUCCGAUGGACAGAACUGGUGACUUCUCGUUUUGUUUUUCUUUGUCUAUAUUUUGCCAAGCUUCCCAUUCUCUCCCCUCUAACCUCCAGUAGUGUUGAGCCAACGAUAAAUUGAUUUUAUGUUGUUGUUUUUUUUUUUUUUUCAUUUUGUUUUUUAAGUGUGGCAGAGCAGUUGAACCACUCAUUGAGCUCUGGGACGUCAGACUCUGAAAGCACCGUUCACUGCAGUCUUACUAUGCUUUCAGAGUUUGCUUUUAAAUCUUUUCUUGCAUCUUUUUUUCUUUUUUUAACUGAUGAUACUGCCAUUGUUAUAGAGAAAAAUAAGAGCUCAGUGGCGCCUCUUGUUAGAUUGUUGCCAUAACAGCUCCUGGUUGUCCAAGAGGCAGGGUGAAUCAGGGUCUGCUGGGACCCUGCUGAGUCCUCAGGAAGCGCUCAGCGCUGCUCUCCUUCCUUUUCCUUAUUUCCGUCUAUAUUUCUGCAGCUACGGGCCUUCUUUCCUCUCCCCGACGCCCACAUAUCAGCACCUCUCACAGCGACGGUCUCACUUCCUGCAUUUGGUCCACCAAGGGGCACCAGGAGACUCUUACUUUGGAAACAGAUUUCUCAUAGUCAUUGCGGUGACCUCCAGUCCAUAGCAGAGUGUGGUUUUUGAGCAUGUAACACUUUGUUUGAAGGGGUAUGUAAAAGAUAAUGCCUGACACGUAGACUGUCAAGGAUUUACUGUAUUUUCUCAGCUUGCAGAAUAUUCUUAACAGUUGACUAAUGUUAAAAAGUGAUGACAUGUUUUUCUUUGCUUGUCUCUGUCACAACUCCCCACUACCUGUUCAACUGAAGUGUUACCACACAGUGUUUUUGUAUCCAUGAGGAGAGUGCGGCGACCAGUGUGGCUGUUGACGUAAGAACAAAUGGGGAUGAACUGCAGCAGUGGAUCCCAGUGUGUUCAGCCCAGAGCUCCUCUCCCUUUCCAUGUCCAGGGUGUGCCACAGAGGCCGAAGCAUCGUACACUGUCUAUUACUGACAUUUUUCUUCAUCAUUAUUAUUGUCAUUUUUGAAUUGGGAGAGUAAUAAAUGGAGAGCGUUGCAGAUGUCGGCUUAGCUUCUUUAGUUUUCAUCCUCUGGGCAGACUCUGGCAGCCGGUUUGGGAUCCUGAUACAAAAUGAGAGGUCACUUUGACCUUCAGGGCCCAGGAAUGGUAUCAAAUCUCACACUUUAUGAUUUGUAUUCAUUAUGUGUAUGUAUAUAUAUAAAUAUAUUUGUGUGUUUAUAUUCAGUAUAGAACAUACACACAUAAUUAGCACACCUAACUGUGCAUGUGUUAAACAUGCCUCGUGUGCUAUGGUUGAAACACACUCGUCAGCUGUGGUUUGCUGUACACUGGAGAAAAAGAGAUGUACUAUUCAUUUUUCCCGACCUGAAUUUAAUCAGUAAUAAACGUUUUAAAGGAAUAAAUAUUUGCCACAUAAUGACUGAUCUCAUUUGUCAGUGCUUAACUUCAUUUGAAACCUGUGUCUUUUUAUUUUUUGCUUUCUGUGAAUAAAAUUGUAUGGGAGGAA